AUGUCUGCUUCUGCUAUGCACUCAUCGGUAUCAUUAGUGGAUUAUUACAAUACAAAAGUAAACGUGGACAAGAUCAAUCCACUUAUUAGGUCAGCUUACAAUACACCAGAUUUUGAGGCAUACAAGAAUAAUCUCAUCUCAAAUUUGGACGUAAAACCAAAUGAAGAUACAUUUUUAAAGACAUUAGAACAAACUAGAAAAGAACAACGUCAACAACUAGCCAAAACUGAACAUGAGUAUUAUCAACUUCGAGAUCAUGAUGAUCAUGAGCGACCAUACUCUAAUCACUAUUUGCAAGAACAGCAUCAAACAGCUCAACCAUACGUCAUUCCCUAUUAUGAAGAAACAUCAUCGACAACAACAGCAGCAAACAAUAUUCUUAGAGCAAAACCACCAUUACCCGAUCGAUCUCGAAAUAAUAUUUUAUCACCAAAACAAAGUAGACGAUCUCCAUCACCGGUUUUUACCACCGAAGAUCAAAGUAAUCCUAUCGUUGGUUUUAAUCAACAUCGAUCGCAUAUCAUCUUGAGACACGACGAUGAUCAAUCUUAUUGUCCACAUCGGACAAAAAGUCCAGUUAAUUAUUUAGCUACAAAUUCAAAUAAUCUAAAAAAGCAAAUACAUACAAUGUGGGACGAAUUUGAAUUAGAUGAUUAUCUAGACGAUAUUGAUAAUGAAAAACGACGUUCUCGUCCACCAAGUGCGCCCGCUUCUUCGUCUUGGGCUGGCCGUGUAACUGUGCCUGAACCAUUUAACAUUACGAAUAGUAUGACCAUUGAUAAUGUUCAUCGACGAAAAUGUAUGCAUGAAAUUGAAGCAGAUAAAAUACAAAAAGAAGUUGAUGAUGAAAUUAUUUUGAGUCGAUCAUUUAAAGCAAAUCCGGUACCAUCACACGUCGGUUUACCAUUAUACGAACAAUUAAAAGAAGAACAACGUCUUCGUCGAGAAAAUGUUCGAUAUAUGACAAAAGAAUAUUUAAAUUCAAUAUCAAAACCAUUUGCAUUUGAAUCAAGAGAAAAAACAAAAUCAUUACUGCGACGACAUUCAUUUUCAGGUGAUACACGAGUCACUAAAGAACAAUCAAAUUUUAAGGCAAAACCAUUACCAGAUUUUUAUUAUAAAACAAGCAAAGAUUUAGAACAAAUGAAAGAGCAAAAUUUAUAUCGUCAUAUUAAAAAACAGAUGCGUGCUAAAGAAUUAUUACGUCAAUCAAAAUUACCGAAUAAUAUGCACGAACGUCAACAAAAAUAUAAACAUCAACGUUCAUCAAGUGCAAAUGAUUUAUCACGUAAAUUCAAUCAAUUGGGUCGUGAAGAAUAUACAUUUAAACCGAAAACAAAUGGUUAUUAUAUACCGGACUACGAUAAAAUUCAUAGACAAUUCAUAUCUGACAUGGAAUCAUCGAAACAAAUGCGUUCACCAACAAAAUGUAAGCCAUUUUUAUUGUAUACAAAUUUAAUACCAUCAAAAAAAGAAAAAAUCCUUAAUGAUAUAAAAAAAGAUGAACAAUUUCGUCGUUCACAAACUUUUCAAAUAAAAGGUAAACAAAUUAGACGUGCAUCAACAGCAAAUAAUCCUGAUAGAAAUACUACAAUAAAAAGUCAAACAUAUGGUCUUAAUGAUGGUGGACUGUAUUCUUCUGUUAAUAUGAGUGUAAAUAAAUCGAUAUCAUUACAACAAGAUUCAAUACCAACAAAAAUGACAGAAUCACAACGUUUAAGAGAAUCGGUUAAUCGAAAAAAACGUUAUGAUGAUGAAGCAAAAGAAUUAUUUGAACAAUCAUUUCAACAAACACGUUCAGCAAAAGAAAGACGUUUAAGAGAAAAAAUACGUGAAAAAGCAAAAUUAUAUGAUCGUUCAUUAAUUCAUAAAACACAAAAUGAACAAAAAAUGCGUAAAUUACGUCAAUCGAUGCGUCAAAGUAGCUCUAAUUAUGCUGAACAAUUAGAUAAAAUUCAAGAACGUAUUGAACGACGACCACUUCUUCUUGAACAACAAGCACAAGCAAAAGCACUCAGAGAAGUUGAAAAGAAGAUUCAACAUGCAAUGAAAGUUGCUGGUAUAACUGAAAAAGAUUUAAUGAGACAAAGUAUUAAUCCACCAAAUGUUAAAGUAACAGAUGGUAGUAGAACAAGAAUUGAUUAUUCGUAA
Molecule: messenger RNA, 2151 nt
Organism: Didymodactylos carnosus
Lineage: Eukaryota; Metazoa; Rotifera; Eurotatoria; Philodinida; Philodinidae
Source: the annotation of a GenBank genome assembly